Molecule: messenger RNA, 6095 nt
Organism: Malurus melanocephalus (red-backed fairy wren)
Lineage: Eukaryota; Metazoa; Chordata; Aves; Passeriformes; Maluridae
Gene: GAD1
Product: glutamate decarboxylase 1
Exons: 16
Coding region: 161-1930 (589 amino acids)
Biological process (GO): GABA biosynthetic process
Cellular component (GO): cytoplasm; presynaptic active zone
Molecular function (GO): glutamate decarboxylase activity; pyridoxal phosphate binding
Source: RefSeq, a predicted model, not a curated record
CUGCCUCCCGCUGGCGUCUGGACAGGACUCCGGUGCAGUGCUCCAGGAGACCAGACUACUAAAUUCGCCUGUUCUUCCUUCCAGCAAAUUCCUUGCUGCCCACCCCUCAUCGGAAUAUCGAGGAAAUACGAACUCCGAGGACUGGGGCUUUUCUGAAGGGAUGGCUUCCUCCGCUCCCUCGUCCUCCAACGAUGCUCCGGACCCCACCCCACCUUUGCGACCCACAACUUACGACUCGUGGUGCGGCGUAGCUCACGGGUGCACCAGGAAGAUUGGGCUGAAGAUAUGCGGGUUCCUGCAGAGGACCAACAGCCUGGAAGACAAGAGCCGGAUCGUCAGCUCUCUGAAGGAAAGGCAGUCCUCCAAGAGCCUGCUGGCAUGCGAGAACAGUGAGAAGGAAUCCCGGUUCCGGCGCACCGAGACAGACUUUUCCAAUUUAUAUGCCAGAGAUUUGUUGCCCUCCAAGAAUGGCGAGGAGCAGACCACGCAGUUCCUGCUGGAGGUUGUGGACAUCCUCCUCAACUACGUGAGGAAGACUUUUGACAGAUCUACCAAAGUGCUGGACUUCCACCACCCGCACCAGCUCCUGGAAGGCAUGGAGGGCUUCAACCUGGAGCUUUCGGACAACCCAGAGUCCCUGGAGCAGAUCCUGGUGGAUUGUCGGGACACACUGAAAUACGGAGUGAGGACAGGUCACCCUCGCUUUUUCAAUCAGUUGUCCACAGGACUGGACAUUAUUGGCUUGGCUGGGGAGUGGCUGACGUCGACUGCUAAUACAAACAUGUUUACCUAUGAAAUUGCCCCUGUUUUUGUCCUCAUGGAACAAAUAACACUUCGAAAGAUGAGGGAGAUUAUUGGAUGGUCAAGUAAAGAUGGUGAUGGAAUAUUCUCACCUGGAGGAGCGAUCUCCAACAUGUACAGCAUAAUGGCUGCACGCUACAAGUAUUUCCCUGAAGUCAAAACCAAAGGCAUGGCUGCAGUCCCUAAACUGGUUCUCUUUACCUCAGAGCAUAGUCACUACUCAAUAAAGAAAGCUGGAGCUGCACUUGGAUUUGGAACAGAYAAUGUUAUUUUGAUAAAAUGCAAUGAAAGAGGCAAAAUAAUACCAGCUGAUUUGGAGGCAAAAAUUCUGGAAGCAAAAGAAAAGGGAUAUGUUCCUCUUUUUGUAAAUGCAACUGCAGGCACAACAGUAUAUGGAGCCUUUGAUCCAAUACAGGAGAUUGCAGAUAUAUGUGAAAAAUACAACCUCUGGCUCCAUGUAGAUGCUGCCUGGGGAGGUGGACUCUUAAUGUCCCGAAAGCACCGUCAUAAAUUGAAUGGAAUAGAAAGAGCCAACUCAGUCACUUGGAAUCCACACAAGAUGAUGGGAGUGUUGUUACAAUGUUCUGCCAUUCUUGUCCGGGAGAAGGGAAUCCUUCAAGGCUGCAAUCAAAUGUGUGCAGGCUACCUCUUCCAGCCAGACAAACAGUAUGAUGUCUCCUAUGACACUGGAGACAAGGCAAUACAGUGUGGUCGACAUGURGACAUUUUCAAAUUCUGGUUGAUGUGGAAAGCAAAGGGUACAGUAGGAUUUGAAAAUCAGAUAAAUAAAUGCCUGGAGCUGGCAGAAUAUCUCUACACUAAAAUCAAAAACAGAGAAGAAUUUGAGAUGGUUUUUGAAGGGGAGCCUGAGCAUACAAAUGUGUGUUUUUGGUAUAUUCCUCCAAGUCUCAGGGGCAUGCCAGACUCUGAUGAGAGGAGAGAAAAGUUACACAGGGUGGCACCAAAAAUCAAGGCAUUGAUGAUGGAGUCAGGUACCACCAUGGUUGGAUAUCAGCCUCAGGGCGACAAAGUCAACUUCUUCCGAAUGGUCAUCUCAAACCCAGCAGCAACCAAGUCUGACAUUGACUUCCUCAUUGAGGAAAUAGAGAGAUUGGGGCAGGAGCUGUAGUGGUUGAAUUAUUUAUUUCUGUGAUUCACUGUUUUCCAGCACUGGCGAUACUUUAACCCAGUUCUGCAGAACAAGUUUUAAGGAAAUUCUCUUUCUGUAAGUUCCAAUCUCCUAAGACAUCCUUAAACAAAACAAUUAUAGGCUACUGAAAUAUAUAUGUAUUGGUAGAUCAUAUUAUUGAGGGAAAACGUAUUAUCUUGAAGUUGAAGUACUAUUGACUCUUACAUUGGUCUUGUUUAUUGUAGUCAGCAGGAAAUUAAUAAGUAUUAAAAUAGCAAAUUAAGAACUCUGCACAGUAUAUAUGUACAGUAUAAAUAAAUAUACAUAAUUCUAUAUACAUACAUAUAUAUAUAUAUCUAUAUAUAUAUAUAUAUAUAUAAAGUGGUUAUAAACUUAGAUCUAAGCCACAGCAUGUUUUCCACUUUAAGAAAAUUAACUUUUCCUUCAACAACUUUGAUGUGGAUAAUGUGCUGCAAGUUUUUCUGCCAGACAGAAAUAGACAUAUAGAAACAUUUCUAAAAUGUAGAUUCUUAGGAGCUAAAGCAAAUGUAUAACGGUAUUAGAUCUUACUGUUGGUGCUUUUCUCACAUACAAAACAGCAAUCUCUAAGAGCACCUUUGAGCAAAAUAGUUGUACUUGCCCUUUAGUGUCAAAUCAGGGCAUAACAGUAGCAGAGUCAUUGUAACAGGUAUAUUAUUGCUGUAUUUUUAGAGGUUAAUUUGUGUAGAUUGUGUAUACUAUUGUUAAAUUACUUUGUGUAAAAGGAUUUAAAUGUAAUAGUUUUACAGCAAGAUAACYGUUGAAUUGUAGGUAUCUGAAAUAUUUGCUUAUUUAUAUGCAGAGAUUUACCAUGCUGAAGAGUUGUCUUGUAUUUUCUUCCAUUUGUAAUGUAACYUAUUUAUAUAUUAUUGAAGUUCUAAAUAAUGUUUAUGGUAUUUUAGUGUCUUUGUGAGCCAAAGAAAAAAUAUGAAAAUAUUAGUUGACACUUUCRUUUAAAUCCUAGUGCCCUUAAAGUAUAACUUACAGAUAAUUUUACUGAAGAUAAGGAAUUCUAACAUUGUGUGUAUACUGUCAAAUUAUGAGAUCCCUUUAAUCUAUUAGAAUUACGAGAAAUUUCAGUUUUAUUUAUUGUAAUGUCAGACUGUCUGUUCAGUGCUCUGAAUGCUUUUUUACUGAAUAUUGACUGCUAACCAAGGCCCCUGGUUUUGAGUUUUAUUUCAGGACUGACCUCUGUGACCAUUUUAACUAAAUUCUGUGGGAAUUUUAAUGAGCAUCAUUCUUCUAGUGAAAUGGAGUUCACUCUGUUUGGAGCUUAUAAAAUAAAUAAAACCAAAAGUAAUCUCAGUAUCUUUUAAUACAGCUGGCUUUUCCCAAUAAUUUUAGCUGGUUAGGCUUUUCAAAGUAUAGACACUGGAUUCAUCUUCAGCUUGAUCAAUUUUAAUCAUUAGAUAAUCGAUAAUUCUGAGUGGAAAAGUCCAUACUGGAAACAGAGUAGUGGAACAAAAUGGAGRUUCAAUAAUCCUCUGCUCACUGAGUUAGUGUCAUGAUGAUAAAUGGAAUAUGCUGAUUUCAAGUGUUUUCAUACAUGAUUCUAUGCAAGUCAGUAAUCAAUCUCUUUUUCUCCUUCCCCUCCAUCUCAGUAAUAAAAUUGAAUUAUUUUAGAAACUUUCAGUUUAAUAGAGUCAUGCUGUGCCCAUGGAAAGACACCUACAAGUAGGAGUGAUUUCCAUCCUGCAGGUCCCACUGGCUGUCUAUUGAGGAAGGUGUUUCACAUUUUUGGCUGUGUUAGCACAGGGAGAAGAAAAACUGUUAUGRUAAAUGCUGUAUUGUAUAGCAUAGCCCUUCCAGCUUUUCAUAGGACUCUUGCUUAUUCCUCUGUCAUAGCCUUCUGUAAAAUAUUUUCUUCAAAUUGWGUUGGAUCUAAAAAUUAUUGUAGGUUUGUCACCGAUCUUUAGAUUUAUGAGCAUUAUUUUCAAAAUAGUAUCUAUAUUGUUACUUUUAUAACAUUAAACCCCCUGGUCAUCUUACCAAUGCAAUAUUCCUUUCUUCAGGUUUUUUCCUCAAGACAGUGUAGUUGGUUUCUUGCCUUUUUGCCCUUCAGCCUCAAUCUCCCUGAACUAUAACCCUAUAGUAUUAAUGUGGAUUCAACCCUUGACAUUUCCUGAUGUAAACAUCYAUGCUCUGUGACCUGAGGCCUGCAGCACAGCAGUCAGCAUGAACAUUGACUUGAGCAUUAACUUGCRUAAUAUUAAGUGCCAUUCUUUAUAAAUACCUUCUAUUCAUCAAAACUAGAGGGUCUCUYAUUGACAGCUGUUCUUAGAGCACAGAAAGAAGUUUGUUUUGAAGGAAUACAUGCCACAUUUUUAUUAAAAACUUCUGUCUGAAUUCUGGUCUCAGUCAAAUUUACUUUUUUCAGAGGGCAGCUACAGAAGAUUGAAAAAAUUGUCAAUCCUUCUUGUUAAUGGGAAACAAUAUGAAUUAAUAYGAUCAAUCCAAAGAUGUACAACUGGUGACUUAGCUUCAUUAGAGGAUUUUAUGUCUACCACAGAAGCACCAUGGUUCCUACGAUUUCCACCAGUUCUUAGGUGGGAAUUUYGAUUUCCUCCAACUCCUUGUCAAGUAUUUUAAUAACAGUGUAACUAAAGCUCUAACUUACCCUCAAUCCUCUAAACUUGAUAUUUGACCCUCACAAACCUCAUAUCCAGAUCAACAUCUCAGUAUUCUAAUAACAGUUUAAUGUAUUUGAAAUGUUAAAUCUCCUUGAAGCAUAUAAACWAGGUGAAGAGAAUCCUCCUCAUCCUGACCACAAAGCUACAGUGAAGACCUCAAUACAGCAUCCUGGCAUUCAUACAGCAAGCUCCUGACAGUUCUGUGGUGUAGUCAGAAACACAUCUAGAGYUCUGCAGUACUUUUAUAAUGUUUUGCUCAUUAAAAUUUCUGCUUCUUCAUUUAGUGGAGUAUCUCGUGUUUUGAAGGUCAAAAGCGUCAGAGGUUCUUCCUAUUGCCRGUGAUGGUUUGCAGCCAGGUGGGAAUAAUGGUGCUCCUCCUGCCAUUUUGGAAGCGAGACAGUAAUGCAUAGAUGUUUUCUCUAAAGGCAGAGGGCAUAAAUUUAUCUUCCUCCCCUCUGCAUUUAUCUUUCUUUCCUGCAGUGCUGUGUCUUGACACAGAGAAGCACAAUUAGAUUUUUGCAAAGCAUUUAGUUAUUUAGUUCUAAUAUCAGAUUCUGGGGUGUUUUCCUGUUACAUCUACCAUGCUCAACAGACGCUGUUCUCAUAUUAAUUUCUGAUUUGGUAAGCUUAUUUUAACAGAGCAGCUAUAGUCAUUAGUGAGAAAACUCAUCUKUUUUCUUAUUAGGUCAUUUCCAUCUGAGUAAUAUGCCACAGCUUCUCAGACUAAUGCUUACCUAGAAUUUUCCUGCUUUUUAAUCUAUAUACUAUUGACUGGGAGAGAUUAGGAUGUAUGGAUAUACAGAAKUAUUGACUAACUCAAAGCAUUUUAAUUCCAGGUGAGCAACUUUGUUUUUCUGAGGGUUAAAAUAUACUCUAGGGUAGCAAUUUUGCCUUUAAAAUCACAUGGACAACCACUGUAACUUUGCAUGCRUGAAUUCAGAUCAAUUAGAUCUGAUCUGAACAGGUAAAGAUCUUAGCUGAACAGGUAGCUGCAGUGCUUAUUAACUGAUACAAUUUAUUUGGAACUGUCUGACCAUUGGAUAAAAAUCAGGAGCAGCUGUUGAUUUUGAAUGAGAAAAUUUCUGAUUGUGUUAUUAAAGGUAAUUUUUAGAGAAGAUAGAUUGGAUGAUUCACAGCAGACAGAUGAAACCAGGGGCCUUGGGAAUAACUCAGAAUUUUAAAAUCAUCAUGGACUUUGCUCAUAAUCUGUUUUUUGAAUGGUGACAAAUAUGAAGAGAUUUUUUAAACAGAAUCUCUGUUUUGUGGUUUAAGAAAUGUUGAAGUUAUAAAGAAGUUAUGCAAUGCAGUUUUAAUUUUUCAAUAAAAGUUUAUCUUAAAAGUUACUCAUUUGUCUCAUAUAAUUUUUGUGAGAUCUUUURUUUCCUUAAGAAUAUGAGACAAAAGCCAGGCAAAAUUAUCCUUCACCUUAAAAAUAGUAAGGGAAAUGCUAAGACAACUAUUUCAUUUUAAUUGUGGAUUGAAUGUGAUCUUGUAAC